GGCCUUCUAUAAACACCACUCCCACUUCGUCUUUCACUCAAACAACUCCAUAACCCACCGUCAUCAUGAAGGUCACAUAUGCAUUAACAGCUUUGAGCUUGCUCGGUGUAGCAAUUGCUCUCCCUACUCCAGUUGAAGAAAGAGAGGCACACGAUGCUGGAUACACUGUAGAGGCAAAGCGGGAUGCUCAGCCAGCUGAAGAGGCUACCAACUACUUCUAUGCUGUUCAGAAGAAGGAUGCUGUGCCAGAAGAAGCGUCCAAUAUCUUCUAUGCUGUCCAGAAACGAGAUGCCGAGCCAGCAGAAGAAGCUACCAACUAUUUCUAUGCUGUCCAGAAGAAGGAUGCCUUGCCAGAAGAAGCUUCCAAUAUCUUUUAUGCUGUCCAGAAACGAGAUGCCGAGCCAGAAGAGGCUGCCAACAUUUUCUAUGCUGUUCAAAAGAAGGAUGCCGUGCCAGAAGAAGCUUCCAAUAUCUUUUAUGCUGUUCAGAAGAAGGAUGCCGUGCCAGAAGAAGCAGCAACAAAUUGGUUCUAUGCGGUACAAAAGCGGGAUGCUGAGCCAGCAGAAGAAGCUACCAACUAUUUCUAUGCUGUCCAGAAGAAGGAUGCCGUGCCAGAAGAAGCUUCCAACAUUUUCUAUGCGGUACAAAAGAGGGAUGCUGAGCCAGCAGAAGAAGCGACCAACUUUUUUUAUGUUGUACAAUAGAAAAGUCUUUGCUCUGAGGAAAGAAGCCAGGGGUGUGUUUUUUUUUGCCACGGAAGGCGGGGCUUUGAGGAUGGUCUUUGAUGAAAUUAUGUCCAAAUGAAGAAUUUAAUGUAACUGAAUAGCCUUCAUGCACACUUGUCUAUUGCCACAUUAACUUGUAACACUGUCACUAAACCAAUGAUUUGUCACACUGUAGAAUCUUUAAUGAUGAGAUAUAGAA
Botrytis cinerea B05.10 is the source of this 924-nucleotide messenger RNA. RefSeq lists its product as hypothetical. NCBI's taxonomy places the organism in Eukaryota, Fungi, Ascomycota, Leotiomycetes, Helotiales, Sclerotiniaceae. The transcript has 2 exons. The coding region runs from base 66 to 704 and encodes 212 amino acids. The record is from RefSeq and is a predicted model, not a curated record.